This is a messenger RNA of Caenorhabditis briggsae, 372 nucleotides long. RefSeq names its product Protein CBR-RPL-35 (gene Cbr-rpl-35). The record is from RefSeq and is a predicted model, not a curated record. Gene Ontology annotation, molecular function: mRNA binding; structural constituent of ribosome. The transcript is spliced from 2 exons. The coding region runs from base 1 to 372 and encodes 123 amino acids. NCBI's taxonomy places the organism in Eukaryota, Metazoa, Nematoda, Chromadorea, Rhabditida, Rhabditidae. Gene Ontology annotation, cellular component: cytosolic large ribosomal subunit; ribosome. Gene Ontology annotation, biological process: maturation of LSU-rRNA from tricistronic rRNA transcript (SSU-rRNA, 5.8S rRNA, LSU-rRNA); translation.
AUGACUAAGCUGAAGACCAAGAAUCUCCGCGGACAGAAGAAGGAGGCUCUCUCCAAGACCCUCGACGAGCAGAAGACCGAGCUCGCCACCCUCCGUGUCUCCAAGGUCACCGGAGGAGCCGCCUCCAAACUCUCCAAGAUCCGUGUUGUUCGCAAGAACAUCGCCAGAGUUUUGACCGUCAUCAACCAGACCCAAAAGCAAGAGCUCCGCAAGUUCUACUCCGAGCACAAGUACAAGCCAAUCGACCUUCGUUACAAGAAGACCCGCGCUAUCCGCAGAAGAUUGACCGCCCACGAGCAAUCCCUCAAGUCCGCCAAGCAGUUGGCCAAGUCCCGUUACGCCGGAGUCAGAAAGUUCGCUGUCAAGGCUUAA